Messenger RNA from Oncorhynchus keta (chum salmon), 2276 nucleotides. Its product is annotated as zinc finger protein 184-like. The record is from RefSeq and is a predicted model, not a curated record. Gene Ontology annotation, molecular function: RNA polymerase II cis-regulatory region sequence-specific DNA binding; DNA-binding transcription factor activity. The transcript is spliced from 3 exons. Bases 326 to 1870 code for a protein of 514 amino acids. Lineage: Eukaryota; Metazoa; Chordata; Actinopteri; Salmoniformes; Salmonidae. Gene Ontology annotation, biological process: regulation of transcription by RNA polymerase II.
UGAUGUGUAAUGUAAAAUAAAAAGUACCGUAAUUCAAAGAACAGCACGCAUUUCUUUUUCAUUUAGCCACACCCUUUGAGCUAUGACGCCAACCAAUAGCGUCCUUUCUCUUCAGUGUAAACGGAAGUAAACUAUGACCAAUAACUAUUUCCAAGUUAGCGUUUUUCUUGUUGUUAUUUAGACGUUUAUUAACACCAUGGAAUUCAAAAUAUGACACAUUUAACUGCUCAGCAUCACAUACUUACCCCGUGUAGUCUUUAAUUUGCGUUGGAAACAGGACUUGGUUGAUAGAUAGUAUAUAGGUGACGCUAGCUAGCUGCUAACAAUGGCUAACUGUAUGGUUUUUCACACUCAAAUAGCCUCCGUUAUGGAGAUGCUAGCGAAUGCAGCCGUGGCAGAGAUCUGUAAACUCGUAGACGACGACUAUGCAGUGUUUCGUUUGGAAAUAGCUCAAAGCCAGAAAGAAAACAGGGCAUUGCGGAGGAAAUUACAGCUACAAGAACUGAAGGUGGCACGGGAGCGCGUCCUCGCCAGUCGUCCCAGUAGUGUCAAGCUUGUCAACCGAUACAGAGGAAUGGCAAGAGGUGAAGGAAAUCUCACUGGAGGCCACAGGAGCUUUGUGAAGCCAAUGGGACACAAUACAUGGAGAGACGACCAACCAAUCACUGUUGAUGAGGGGAAUGGAACCUCAACCCAGCACGUUAUUGUGAUAGAGUCUGCAGAUACAGAGGCUGCAGGUCCUGGAGUCAAGCAGGAGAUGUCUGAAGGAGAGGAGGAUCCACGACACAGCACCAACAUCCAGACUGGAGCGCCCCAUAUAGUCACGAAGGACCCCAACACCACCCCAGUGCAGCCCAGGGACAUCAGUAGAACGCCGAACGCCAUCCUCAAGUCUGAGACAGAGACUUUAACGAGGCUGGGGAGACUGGGCUGUCCUACUCCCCGCUCAGAGUUUUUACUUUACGGUAACCCGAGCCAGAGGACAGUUCUGUCCCAUCGGGACUCAGGUGAUGCGUUACAGACUGGCAAUGAUCCGACCUGUUCAUACGCUACAGAGAUGAUACCUGGUGACAUGCCUGUGGGCUUAGAUACACCGACUAAUCCAAUAAGAGGGGACUGGAACCAGUACAGUAGUAGCGUAUACUCUGAAGGGUUCCUAGAUAAGAAAGGGGAGGGUCUCGUCGUAGAUGAGGUGACUGUGAAAGAGGAGGGAGACGCUCCUCUGACAUGGAAUGAAGACGAGACUCAUUUAGGAGGACAGUCUCAGGGCAACACUAGUGACUUCUUAGACUACAGGGAAAGCUUAGAGCCAAAUCCAAAUAUCGCAGCCCACUCCCCUUUACACGCGCUCAGGGAUCGCGACCCAGUGUCCACGUCGAUGGCACCUUUCAAUUCACACGGCCGCAUCCUUUUCGAUCAGGUAUUGAACUCAAACGACAAGACUAGAGUCCAGGCUCGGGAAGUGGGAGCAACAUCUGGCGGUAGUAAAGAGAAACGGUUCUUCUGCAUGUUCUGUAACAAAGGUUUCAACUGCCCCCAGAAGGUGGAGAUCCACCAGAGGGUCCACAUAGGAGUGAAACCUUUCAGCUGUAGCCAGUGUCAAAUGCGCUUCUCCCAGGCUUGGAACCUGAAGAUCCACCAGAGGGUCCACACAGGGGAGAAACCUUACAGCUGUAGCCAGUGUCACAUGCGCUUUGCCCAGACUUGCAACCUGAAGAGGCACCAGAGGGUCCACACAGGGGAGAAACCCUACAGCUGCCCCCAGUGUGAGAAGAGGUUCUCCCAUCAGCACCAGCUGAAGAUGCACCUGAAGGUCCACACGGGAGAGAGGGCCCAGUAUUACCCCCAGACUAGCAGUAACGAGUCCUGACCUCAAUUUAAUUCCACGUGACUAACGGUAACUAGGCUACUCCAAAACUGCGCUCUGUAAAUGAAUGGCGCUGAUGGGCGUUAGAAGCCUGCAAACUUGCUAACAGCAUCAAUUCGCUAAUAGCCUGAUACUCAGCGCUCUAGUUAACAUGAUAAAGUGUUGCAUUCUGAAAAUGCAGGUGUAUUGACCAUGGUAUUCAAUUUCAAGUUCCACAUUUUUGUUAUUUAAAUAGACUCACUGCUAAACUCAGCAAAAAAGAAACAUCAGGACUGGCAAAAAGUGCUCUUCGCUGACGAGUCAUGCUUUUGUCAUGCUUUUGUCUCACCAGGGGUGAUGGUCGGAUUUGCAUUUAUCGUCGAAGGAAUGAGCGUUACACCGAGGCCUGUACUCUGGAGCGGGAUCGAUU